AUGCGAAUUUAUUUUUCAAUUAUUGAAAUUAACAUCAAUAAAGUGGCGGGGGCAUCAAAUAAUAAUGGCAAAGGGGGUCGACCAGCCGCCCCAGUUGACGUGGGAUCUCCUUUACUCGAUUGGGAGGAAGGAGAUCAUUUUAGCUUCGAAGAUUCGGAACGUUUUGAAGAAGAUUCCUUGUGCAGCUGGACUUCGGAACCUGAGAGUCUUUGCAAUAAUUGGCGAGGAUGGAAAAGACCAAACCCCCAAAACGCUUUCGGUACCCGUUCUACGAAAAAAACUGUUCAAGAAAAAUCAGUGUCAACCCUAAGUGAAUUGGCAGCAAAAUGUGUAGCAUGUCAUAUACCAUUUGAACUGGUUGAACAUGUUUAUCCACCUGUGCCUGAACAACUGCAACUUCAAAUUGCGUUCUGGAGCUUCCCAGACAGUGAAGAUGACAUCCGCCUAUAUUCCUGCCUUGCAAAUGGAUCAGCAGAUGAAUUUCAAAAAGGAGAGCAUUUGUUCAGAGACAGAGCUGUUAAAGAUGUUUUACAAAUUGGUUUCCAUCUAUCAGCAACAGUUACACUCAUCAUGAGUAGAACUCAGUGCAAUGUGGCAGUAACAUUUGACCGACAGAAAAUUUCUUCUUGUAAUUGCACUUGUUCAUCAUCAGCACAUUGGUGUUCGCACAUUGUUGCUGUUUGCCUUUACAGAAUACAUUUACCAACACAAGUAUGUCUUCGUGCGCCAGUCUCAGAGUCACUUCAACGGUUAAGAAGAGAUCAGCUACAGAAGUUUGCACAAUAUCUCAUAUCAGAAUUGCCACGACAAGUGCUUCCCACAGCUCAAAGAAUUCUGGAUGAACUUCUAUCCGCUCAACCAAACCAGAUUAACACGACCUGUGGUGCACCGGACCCGACUGCAGGGGCGUCCGCCUUUGAAUACACAUCUUGGUUCUUGGAUGAGAAGACUUUACAUAAUAACAUCAACAAGAUUUUAGUCAAAUUUUGUGUCCCAGCUCCAAUUGUGUUUAGUGAUGUGAAUUACCUUAGCACCAGCGCACCGCCGGCCGCGGCCGAGUGGUCGUCUCUCUUGCGGCCGCUGAGAGGUCGCGAGCCGGAGGGCAUGUGGAACUUGCUGUCCAUAGUACGGGAGAUGUUUAAGAGAAGCGAUAGAAACGCUAUACCGUUGCUGGAAAUAAUCACCGAGGAAGUUAUGGCUUGUGAACAGAUAAUAGUGUGGUGGUACAGUACGAAGGCGGCUCUAGUGGCGUGGGGCGGAGGCGGCAAGCACGGCGCGGCCGGCAACUCGGCCGCUCAGCACGCCUGCUCCUCGCUCUGCGACGAGGUUGUAGUCCUAUGGCGCCUUGCAGCAUUAAAUCCGGGCCUGGCUCCUUACGAACGUGAUACCUUGCAUGAGCAAUUUGCUCAGUGGCACAUGAAAGUUCUGGAUAAGGUGGCGAAGAACCGCAACAACCACAUGAACACGUCGUCGUCCCACCCGCGGCACUCCCGCGCGCACUCGCACCCGCCGUACAUCAACGGUAUCAGCGAGAACGAAGUGUUUCCAGGCUUCCACCCCGCUAUGGAAGCAUGCUUCCUAGAAUGGGAUGACUAUCAGAUACCAGGAGUCACUUACACAAAGGAUUUAAACCCGCUAUAUCACAGUCCGUUCACUAUAUUCCGGCAUACGGAUAAGAAUGAUAGUGUUCAUCAGGUGAACUCAUCAAAGGCAGUAUUGAACAACGAGAUGUCGUUAAGCUACCGUCUCACGAACCCAGACCCGGCCCUCAUCGGCCACCGCACAUUGAUACACAGGAACAACCGUAUUACCGUCGACAUUGCUGUGCCCGGACCUUCUAGUCAGCCAUGCGGAUCCGGUGAAGGACCAAGUGAAGUAGUUCGGGACACUGGCCCUAGUGAUGGCAACCAUUCUAGUGUGUCAUCUGAAGGAUUUUGCGAGAACGAAGAAGAGAUACUGCAGCAAAGCGGCGGCGAUACCGACUCACAGGAGUCUAGCUCCGCGGGCGCGUCGUCCGACGACGCGGUGCGCCGAGUCUCCCACGACGACUCCGUGUCCGACGACGACUGCAACCUGUACUACUACGACGCGGCGGCGGCCAGGCGCGUCGCCGUCGACGCCGCCGGCGCUGGCCAGAUACUUGCGCACACGAGUGCAAGCGGCAGCGGGCGUGGGGCUAGCACCCUAGCGAGCUGGGGCUGCGGCUGGGAGGUGUCGUUCGCGCGCGCCGAGGGCCUGCACGCGCACGGACACGCGCGGGACGCGUGCGCGCUCGGCGCCCGCCUUGCUGCCGAGUUGCUGGCCAGUCCGCCUGCGCUUGGUACCGGUGGUGGCGCCGGCGUGGGGUCGGUGCUGAGCGCGGCGGCCGAGGCGCGGCGCGCGCGCCGCCGCCACGCGCCGUCGCCGCGCCUGUGCGCCGCCAGCCACCGGCUCUCGUGUCUCGCGUCCGCCACGCUCGCCAAGUGUGCUUUCCUGUGCACUGUUUUGGCAGAGUUUAACGAACAUCAUGAGUUAGCUUUCCGAGUUGGAUUGUACGCUUUAGAAAUGGCCCGUCCGCCGGCCAGCACCAAGGCACUUGAGGUGAAACUUAACAACCAAGAAACGGAAUUAGUUGCCCUGUUAAAGAAACUGCCCACUGGAGUAGAACAACUUGUAUUGGCAAGAGAAAAGGCGGAGCAGUUACGCGAUGGGACCCUCAGGAAUCGUGGCCCGGCUUUGUUGCCGAUAGCAUUGGCUAGUUAUCUGUUUGACGUUCUGGUACUAUCUGCCACUGACAAAGAAAACAAACAUCCUGCAAGGAGUCCGACAGACGAAGCGUUAGGUUUCGAAGCGGCGGUGGCGGCUCUCGGUCUAAAGGCAAAUGUAUCGGAAGCGGAACAUCCGUUGCUAUGUGAAGGAACUCGCAGACAACGCGGCGAAUUGGCUCUCACUUUGUUGUCUUUCUAUAAAGAUGACCCGGUCAAGUUGGCCAGGAUUAUGAAUAAGCUAUUAGAUCGAGACAUCCACCAGCUAACAAAGGGGCCCAUGGUGAGUAUGUACUACACGAACAACCCGAGACUGGCCGCGUACCGCAGCGACGCCGCCGUGUACAGCCACCAGGCGCACGCGCAACACUCGGCGCCUGUGCAGCAAUCGGUUAUGUCGGUAUCAGCGUGUCCUUUAGUUGGUGAAAUGGAUCGUCUAACAGUGUCUGAAGGUGGACCGUCUCCGCCCGCCAUGAUGCACUUGACGCAUCAAACACACCAAACUCAUCAAGUUCAUCAAACCCAUCAAUCUCAUCAAUCGCACCAGACGGCUCAUCAAUCACAUCAAUCACACCAGUCCCACCAGUCCCAUCAAUCACAUGCACCUGGGCAUCAAUCUCUGCCAAGGCUCAAAGAUUCCAGAUACAAAGGCAAGCGCUUGUACCCAUCUGUACCCAACCAGCCAUCUGAAGCAUCAGCACACUUUAUGUUUGAGCUGGCAAAAUCAGUACUGUUCAAAGCUGGAGGUUCAUCAAGUACAAGUCUCUUCACACAAACAUCAUGUGCUAGAGAACAUCAUGGGCCACACAGAGGAUUACACAUGGCCGCCUUCCAAUUGGGACUCUAUGCACUGGGAUUACAUAAUUGUGUUAGCGCAAAUUGGUUGAGUCGUACUUAUUCGUCACAUGUUAGCUGGAUUACAGGCCAAGCCAUGGAUAUUGGGGCGCCAGCAAUUUUGUUCCUAAUUGAUGCUUGGGAAGGCCACCUCACACCGCCAGAAGCUGCAGGAAUUGCAGAUAAGGCGUCGUCAGGCUGCGACGUGCACAUGGUGCGCGCGGCGGCCGAGCUGGCGCUGUCGGUGCUGCCGCACGCGCACGCGCUCAACUACAACGAGAUCCAGCGCGCCGUGCUGCAGUGCAAGGAGCAGAGCGACGCCAUGCUCGAGCGCGCCUGUCUCACUGUCGAGGCGGCGGCUAAAGGUGGCGGUGUAUACCCCGAAGUGCUGUAUACCGUAGCCCGCUACUGGCACGAGCUGUACUUACGCCAGGCGAGCGAAGAAGGCGAAGGAGCACCCGAAGAGACACAAUACCGCGCCCCUCCCCCACUCGCCGUGCCUUUACCCUACCCCCUGCCCUACCCCUUUGCGUAUCACCCCUACCCUCCACCGAUAUAUCAGCUGCAGGUUACCCAUCCCACACAGUACGGAGGAGCGGCAACAGCACACCCGGGUGCGCAGUACGCGCUGCAGCCGUACUUCGUGCGCGGCAUCGUGGCGCCCACGCACCCUCACCCGCCGCACCCGCAACACCCGCAGCACGCGCCGCACCCGCCGCUGGCGCAGCACGUGCCGCACCCGCCGCACCCGGCGCACCCGCAGCCCAUUGCUGUUAAUGAAAACAUGGUGUUCCAACAGCACCCAGCGCCUAUCCCGCCUCCUAUGCCAGCGACACAUGUGACUGUCCCGCAGCCGGGAAUCAGCGCAGUGGGAGUUGCUGCCGUUAACGCAGUGGGUGCAGUGGGCGCAGUGAGCACAGUGAACACGGUCAGCGGGCCGGUCAGCACGGUAGGCGCCAGCGGCGUGGGCCCGCCCGCCCUGCCUCAAGCGCAACUACGCCGCCUCCUAGCAGCCUACCGUGUGGGCAUGCUGGCUCUAGAGACCCAAGCGCGAAGGGUUCAUGAUGACCGUCCUCAGAAUAAAUUUGGAAGGAAUCCACCGUACGGCGAGCACGUGAAGUGGCUACUGCGCAUCUCGAAGCGGCUCGGCGCGCAGUACCUGCACCAGUUCUGCGUGUGCGCGGUGAACUCGGUGGUGUCGCCGUUCGUGCUGUACGAGCUGUGCGUGGAGUCGGCGCACUGGCUGGCGCGCGGCGGCCCGCACCACCUCGUCAUGCAGCACCUGCGCGGCACGCUGGCGCCGCUCGUGCACAAGUGUCAGCAGAUGUAUAUUCAAUGCAUACAUCAAAAGCUGUAUCACUUGACAUCAGUUGAAUAUGAAGAGUUCGUGGGAAUCGUACUGUCGGCGCGGACCGCCUUCCAGCUCACACCCGAAGGCAACACGCAAUUUAAAGAAUGGCUUGCCUCGUUACGCAGAUCAAAGUCGUGCAAGAAAGAUCUAUGGACGCAACUGAACGCAGCGCUGCAGACGAACGGCAAA
Brenthis ino (lesser marbled fritillary) is the source of this 5118-nucleotide messenger RNA. NCBI's taxonomy places the organism in Eukaryota, Metazoa, Arthropoda, Insecta, Lepidoptera, Nymphalidae. The record is from the annotation of a GenBank genome assembly.